Messenger RNA from Octopus sinensis (East Asian common octopus), 1227 nucleotides. RefSeq names its product zinc finger protein 431-like. Gene Ontology annotation, molecular function: RNA polymerase II cis-regulatory region sequence-specific DNA binding; DNA-binding transcription factor activity, RNA polymerase II-specific. Gene Ontology annotation, biological process: regulation of transcription by RNA polymerase II. The record is from RefSeq and is a predicted model, not a curated record. The transcript has 3 exons. The coding region runs from base 1 to 1014 and encodes 337 amino acids. NCBI's taxonomy places the organism in Eukaryota, Metazoa, Mollusca, Cephalopoda, Octopoda, Octopodidae.
AUGCUCACUACCUUCAACACACCAUUUGGCAGAUAUCGAUUCAACCGACUCCCAUUUCGAUUGAAGGUGAGCCAAGAUGUUUUCCAGCGCCAAAUAGAUGAGACCUACCAAGGCUGCAAGGGAGCAAUUGGAAUAGCAGAUGACAUCCAAGUGAAUGGCAAGGAUGAGACCACACACGACUUCAGUUUACAUGAAGCUAUGGAGAAAACCCGACAAGCAGGCAUCAAACUCAAUGCAGACAAGUGUGUGAUAAAAGAAAAGGAGUGCAAAUUCUUUGGAAUUAUAUACUCUGCAGAGGGAGUUAAACCAGACCCCGCUAAAGUGGAAGCCAUCAGAGACAUUAAAGAACCUAAAGACAAGAAGGAACUCAAGAGCUUCCUGGGACUCAUUCACUACAUGGGAGCCUUCAUACCCAAGUUGGCCGAUCACACUGCAAAUCUCCGAGAACUAAACAAAGAUGACGUAGAGUUUGAUUGGUGUGCUUCACACACACAGGAUUUCAAAGGAAUCAAAAAGCUCAUCAGUAAAGAGGCAACUCUGCAAUACUAUGACAGACGCAAACCAGUAACACUCCAAGUCGAUGCUUCUAUGAGAGGAGUUGGUGCAGCACUGAUACAGGAAGGGGAACAACCAUAUCCCUGUGAUAUCUGUGGUAAAUCAUUCUCUCGAAGCGAUAGCUUAACUAAGCACAAACGUAUUCAUACAGGAGAGAAACCAUAUCACUGUGAUAUCUGUGGUAAAUCAUUCUCUCGUUAUCAUAGCUUAGCUAUUCACAUACGUACUCAUACAGUGGACAAGCCAUAUGACUGUGAUAUCUGUGGUAAAUCAUUCUAUCAAAGUGGUAACUUAACUAACCACAAACGUGUUCAUACAGGAGAGGAAUCAUAUUGUGAUAUCUGUGGUAAAUCAUUAUCUAGUGGCAGUAGCUUAUCGAAACACAAACGUAUUCAUAUGGGGAGAAACCAUAUCACUGUGAUGUCUGUGGUAAGUCAUUCUCUCAAAGCAGCAGCUUAACCAAUCACAUACGUAUCCAUACAGGAGAGAGUCCGUAUUCUUGUGACAUCUGUGGUAAGUCAUUCUCUCAGGACAGUGGCUUAACUCAACACAAACGUAUCCAUACAAAAGAGAAACCAUAUUCCUGCGAUAUCUGUGGAAGAUCAUUCUCUUAUAGCGGUAGCUUAACUACUCACAAAUGGAUUCAUACAGGUGAGAAACCAUAUUCCUGUG